GUUCAUAGUUUUCGGAUAGUGAAAAGAGUAAAAGCUCGCGAAUGCUGUUGCGGCUUGGAUGUCGAGCAUAGCGAGCUUCGGAAGAGCGAGUGGAGCCGCCAGCCGCAAAGUAGUUGUCAAAAUGGCGGGUGAAGGAUCGGCAAGUGUAAAUCCCAACGCAGAAUUUGUUCGAGGACAAGUGUUUGAGGUGGGACCGCGGUAUACCAAUUUGGCGUACAUGGGCGAAGGCGCCUACGGGAUGGUUGUGUCUGCGUAUGAUAAUGUAACAAAAACAAAAGUAGCUAUCAAGAAAAUCUCGCCGUUUGAACAUCAAACUUACAGCCAGAGGACUUUAAGGGAAAUAAAAAUUCUCACCAGGUUCAAGCAUGAGAAUAUCAUAGACAUACGAGACAUACUCAGGGCACCAACCAUAGAUCAAAUGAAAGACGUUUACAUUGUUCAAUGUCUGAUGGAAACUGACCUGUACAAGCUACUCAAGACUCAGCCCAUUAGUAACGAUCACAUAUGCUACUUCCUCUACCAAAUACUGCGAGGACUGAAAUAUAUUCAUUCAGCGAAUGUAUUGCACAGAGACCUGAAGCCCAGUAACUUGCUGUUAAACACCACUUGUGACCUUAAAAUUUGCGACUUUGGACUCGCCCGAGUCGCUGAUCCUGAUCAUAAUCAUGCAGGCUUCCUUACAGAGUAUGUUGCCACUCGAUGGUACCGAGCACCAGAAAUAAUGCUGAACUCAAAGGGUUAUACCAAAUCCAUCGAUAUUUGGUCAGUCGGCUGCAUUCUGGCGGAGAUGCUCUCCAGGCGAGCCAUAUUCCCUGGUAAACAUUAUCUAGAUCAACUCAACCAUAUUUUGGGUGUGCUUGGUUCGCCAUCCGCCGAUGACCUUGAAUGCAUCAUUAAUGAAAAGGCUCGUGGUUACCUUCAAUCUUUGCCGUACAAACCAAAGGUUCCAUGGACAAGUCUCUUCCCAAAUGCUGACUCGCGAGCUUUGGAUCUUUUAGACAAGAUGCUUACCUUCAAUCCAAAUAAGCGAAUUAUAGUGGAAGAUGCAUUGGCUCAUCCAUAUCUAGAACAGUAUUAUGAUCCAGCUGAUGAGCCCGUUGCCGAAGAGCCGUUUAAGUUCGCCAUGGAACUCGAUGAUCUUCCCAAAGAAACUUUGAAGCAGUAUAUUUUCGAGGAAACUUUGCUUUUCCAGGAAAACCAUCAAGAAAAUGCUAUGUAGUCCAGUGCUAGGUGUCACAGAUUGCUGAGUGAGGGAAAGUAAUUGAAGGGACAAUGGUGGUACACCAACCAAACUGAGUGCGAUUAACGACGGAGAUGGGGUGUUGGGGUUUAAGGUUUGUAGGGUGACUCGGUGCGAAUUAGAUAUUGGUUGGCCAGGCACCCGUGCCAUGCGUAUACACUUGUACAUUCACAGUCUCUACCGAAAUAUAGUGAUUUUUAUCACAUUAAAUGCAUAAUAUUAAUUUGUAUAAUAAUUAUUAUUUAUCCUGAGUUAUAGAUUAUACUUACUUACGCUACUUUAGAAAAUUUAUUAAGAAUCAGUGAUCACCGUAAUGCACUAUCUGUGAUUUAAUUACUGAGCAAUUAGGUGAUUCCGUUAUUUAAUACAGUACACGUUUUUUUGGACAUUAAUAAUGCGGCGUUAAUAUAGAAAAAAAAACCGCAUAAAAUUCUUCAAUGAAAGUGUACUUCUUUUCUUUGUAUAUUAGUGUACAUUAAGCAAUAGGCAGAAAAACUGGACCUCGGUCUUUCAGGGAUAUCACUAAAAUUUUAUUGCCAGAAUUUCGUCAUCGUUAGAAAAAAUAUAAAUUAUUUAUUAUAUCAUUUCCAAUACGUAAGUGUUCCGGAAAAGGCCGUCUUUGAGUUUUGUUUUUUCAAUGCAUUAUUUUUUCUUACAUUAUUGGUAAUUUUUAACUUAUUAACGACUUACGCAAAAAGUCUAAAAAUCAAACGUAAGAAUUUCAUCCAAGUUAUCGCAGAAUCAGGUGAUUCAUUGACUUAGUCCAGCGUCAUCAAGUUUAACUUUUUCAAAGUCGAACACUUUUUUGAUUGGUCUUUAGACGUUUAAAGGAAAACUGUUAUAAUGUCUUGAAAAUCUAACAAAAUCGCUUCUUUCUUGAUCCCUGUAACGACUCAGAGCAUGGAUUAUUUAUGUUUUAUAUCUUAACUUACACAUGCUCCAUCUCACGGUCAAACGACCGAUGAUGUUCACGUGCAAGUUGAGAUUAGCAAAAAAAUAAACGCACACAUUAUUCAUAUGAAAAUGAAUGAAGAUGAUUUGAAUAAUUUCAAAUUUAGUUGUUACUUACCUCCAGGUAAUCUGACUUGUUUUAUUAUCUUUCAACACAAGUUUUUCAGAAAAGACCAAUCUAUGGAAGGUUUACCUUAUUAAGUAUAAGACAAAUAGAUAAAGAAAGAAAUAUUGAAAAACUUUUUCCAAUUGAUGACGCAAGUUGAUUAAAAAACAUGAAUAAGCUAGGCACAUGCCAUUAUUGUGGGACGAUUAUGACAAUCUAUAUUAUUCAAUACGAUAACACUCUUCGUUAUAAUAAAUCAAAAGAAUUUUUUGCAUACGUGUAUCGCAUGUUCAGUUGAAAAAACGAAAUAAUAAUAAUCCAUGUAAAUCCAUCUUUUUCACAAACGCAGUGUUAAACAAACUAAAAUUAUUGCCGAAAAAAAUGUUUUCAAUUAUAUAAAAUAUAGUACACUUAUACUAGAUUUUUUUGAUUUGACCCUACCACGCAUAGGAACAAACCCUUAUACAUCUGAUUCACGCAGGAAAGUAAGCGAACGAUGCAGUGUUAUUGUUGAGAAAAGGUGCUGCUCUCAUUGCUCAUUUAAUAAUCUUUCUUCUUUUUUUAUCAACAGUCAAAGUUUUUCGUUGAAUGAUGAAUGGUGUAUGAAGACCUAAAAGGCUUAUAUUUCCAUCAUGCUUUUGUCUAGUAUUCUCUUGGAAAUCAGUGAGCGCCAAUAUUGAGAUGAGUACCUUUCAUGCGAGACAGUCUCCAAUGAUUUGCUUUAAAGAACAUGUCCAAUCUAAGUAGAAUGUCGACGUUAAAGUACCUAAUUUGAAGUUUGGUUGAAAAACUAUCACGUUCACUUCAAUUCAACAGUAAAUACUAAUUUCAAUGGGUUUCAUUUUCAUAUAAAUCGCCAUCGUGACGAGGUAUUGAUAUUAUGCCACAUUUUUUAAACUAUUCAAUGUCGACUGUGUUCUGAGGAAUACAAAUAAAUCAUUGUUGUAAUAUUACUUGUAACAAAGCAAAUGUCAUCAGCAGGUUGCUUUGUAUGUGAUGAAGCAGAACUUGAAAUGAAAUCAUCAUUCGGUCGCUAGAAGCCUUAAAAUAUUUUGAUGUAAAGACUAAAACCUACCAAUGAAAGAUUUGCGAUUGGUGGUGACGAAUUUCUGACGUGAUGUUCAGUUUUCUAACGAUACGUUAUUUGUUUGUCAGUUUCAUCACUAUAUGUGCCCAUAAUUUGAAGAAUAAGUUCAACUGAUUUUGAUUAAUAGUGCUUAUACACCUCUUGUUGUGCUCAUCACCUCGCGCACAUAAGCUUGAGAGUUUACCGGUUCGAUUUUCAAAUUAUAUUGAUAUUUGUUUUCUUAAAUUUUCUUGUUAAAAAUUGUUAAGUCACCCUCUUUGAUAAUAUAUUAAUAAUAUUUAAUUCGAUCUAAAUAUAAUUAUAAAAUAUUAAAUAACUAUAUAAAAUAUUUAUGGUAUAAUUUUGAGGAUCAAAAAUGUUGCUUGGAAGUUGGAAGCGUAUGAAGAGAAUGAAUUCUUGCGUACCAUGUCGUUUGUAGAUUAAAACUGGACGUGCAAAUGGAAUGCAAGUAAGGAUAGAUCAUAUUAUACAUAUAAACAUUGAUACAUUAUCAAUAUCAUCUGGCCUAAUAUACUUAACGUUAUGAAUGUGUAUUUGUUGUUGUUGAUAAUUCAUAAUAUCUUGUAUCCAAUAUUAUUAAAAUAUUUCGUCUAUGGAUU
This is a messenger RNA of Athalia rosae (coleseed sawfly), 3983 nucleotides long. RefSeq names its product mitogen-activated protein kinase 1 (gene rl). The record is from RefSeq and is a predicted model, not a curated record. Gene Ontology annotation, cellular component: nucleus; cytoplasm. The transcript has 8 exons. Gene Ontology annotation, molecular function: MAP kinase activity; ATP binding. Lineage: Eukaryota; Metazoa; Arthropoda; Insecta; Hymenoptera; Athaliidae. Gene Ontology annotation, biological process: intracellular signal transduction; protein phosphorylation. The coding region runs from base 59 to 1219 and encodes 386 amino acids.